This is a messenger RNA of Rangifer tarandus platyrhynchus (Svalbard reindeer), 2688 nucleotides long. NCBI's taxonomy places the organism in Eukaryota, Metazoa, Chordata, Mammalia, Artiodactyla, Cervidae. The record is from the annotation of a GenBank genome assembly.
AUGCAGUGGACACAUGGAACUAUUUUCAGAAAGGCCUCAGGACAGCCUUUGGACAUGAUGCUGUCCGGGUCAGUGAUGUCCUUCUUCCUCUUCUCCUGGCUGAAACCUUCCAGUCCUUCCAGACUGAGUGUAAUAUCUUUGUUCACUUUUGCUGUUGGUGUCAAUAUCUGCUUAGGAUUCACAGCAAAUCGAAUUAAGAGGGCAGAAGGAUGGGAUGAAGGUCCUCCUACAGUGUUAUCAGACUCCCCCUCGAUCAACAUCUCCGGAUCUUGCAAGGGCAGAUGCUUUGAACUUCAGGAGGCCGGACCCCCUGAUUGUCGCUGUGACAACCUGUGUAAGAGCUACAGCAGCUGCUGCCUCGACUUCGAUGAACUCUGCUUGAAGACCGCUGGCGGCUGGGAGUGUACCAAGGACAGAUGUGGAGAAGUAAGAAACGAAGACCAUGCCUGUCAUUGCUCAGAGGACUGCUUGGCCAGGGGAGACUGCUGCACUAACUACCAAGUGGUUUGCAAAGGAGAGUCUCAUUGGGUAGAUGAUGACUGUGAGGAAAUAAAGACCCCAGAAUGUCCUGCAGGGUUUGUUCGCCCUCCACUGAUCAUCUUCUCUGUGGACGGUUUCCGCGCAUCGUACAUGAAGAAAGGCAGCAAGGUCAUGCCUAACAUUGAAAAGCUGAGGUCUUGUGGCACUCACUCCCCCUACAUGAGGCCUGUGUACCCAACAAAAACUUUCCCUAACUUAUACACUUUGGCCACUGGGCUGUAUCCAGAAUCACAUGGAAUUGUUGGUAAUUCCAUGUAUGAUCCUGUAUUUGAUGCACAUUUCAAUCUUCGAGGGCGAGAGAAAUUUAACCAUAGGUGGUGGGGAGGUCAACCGCUAUGGAUUACAGCCACGAAGCAAGGGGUGAACGCUGGGACAUUCUUCUGGCCUGUGGUGAUCCCUCACGAGCGGAGGAUACUGACCAUCCUGCAGUGGCUGACCCUGCCGGACCACGAAAGGCCUUCAGUAUAUGCCUUCUAUUCCGAACAGCCUGAUUUCUCUGGACACAAGUAUGGCCCCUUUGGCCCUGAGAUGACGAAUCCUCUGAGGGACAUUGACAAAACUGUGGGACAGUUAAUGGACGGACUGAAACAACUGAAGCUGCAUCGCUGUGUGAAUGUCAUCUUUGUUGGAGACCAUGGAAUGGAAGAUGUCACAUGUGAUAGAACAGAAUUCUUGAGCAAUUACCUGACUAAUGUGGAUGAUAUUAUUUUAGUGCCAGGAACUCUAGGAAGAAUUCGACCCAAAGUCAGCAAUCAUGCUAAAUAUGACCCUAAAGUCAUUAUUGCUAAUCUCACGUGUAAAAAACCAGACCAGCACUUUAAGCCUUACAUGAAACAGCACCUUCCCAAACGUUUGCACUACGCCAACAACAGAAGGAUCGAAGACGUUCAUUUACUGGUGGAGCGCAGAUGGCACGUUGCAAGGAAACCUCUGGAGGUUUAUAAGAAACCAUCAGGGAAAUGUUUUUUCCAGGGAGACCAUGGAUUUGAUAACAAGGUCAACAGUAUGCAGACUGUUUUUGUAGGUUAUGGCCCAACAUUUAAGUACAAGACCAAAGUACCUCCAUUUGAAAACAUUGAACUUUACAAUGUUAUGUGUGAUCUCCUGGGAUUGAAGCCAGCUCCUAAUAACGGGACCCACGGGAGUUUGAACCAUCUCCUGCGUACCAACAUCUUCAGACCAACUAUGCCAGAGGAAGUCACUAGACCCAACUACCCAGGGAUUAUGUACCUUCAGUCUGAUUUUGACCUGGGCUGUACCUGUGAUGAUAAGCUAGAGCCAAAGAACAAAUUGGAUGAACUCAACAAGCGCCUCCAUAUCAAAGAGUCCACAGAAGAGAGACAUCUCCUCUAUGGACGGCCUGCUGUGCUCUAUCGGACUAGAUAUGAUAUCUUAUAUCACACUGACUUUGAAAGCGGUUAUAGUGAAAUAUUUCUAAUGCCACUCUGGACAUCAUACACUGUUUCCAAACAGGCUGAGGUCUCUGGCAUCGCUGAACACCUGACCAACUGUGUCCGGCCUGAUGUCCGUGUUUCUCCGAGUUUCAGUCAGAGCUGUUUGGCCUACAAAAAUGAUAAACAGAUGUCCUAUGGAUUCCUCUUUCCUCCUUAUCUGAGCUCGUCCCCAGAAGCUAAAUAUGAUGCAUUCCUUGUAACCAAUAUGGUUCCAAUGUAUCCUGCUUUUAAACGCAUCUGGAAUUAUUUCCAAAGGGUUCUGGUGAAGAAAUAUGCUUCAGAAAGAAAUGGAGUUAAUGUGAUAAGUGGACCAAUUUUUGACUAUGACUACGAUGGCCUACAUGACUCACAAGACAAAAUCAAACAGUACGUGGAGGGCAGCUCCGUCCCCGUGCCCACCCACUACUACAGCAUCCUCACCAGCUGCCUGGACUUCACGCAGCCCGCCGACCGCUGCGACGGGCCGCUCUCCGUGUCCGCCUUCGCGCUGCCCCACAGGCCCGACAACGACGAGAGCUGCAACAGCUCAGAGGAUGAGUCGAAAUGGGUGGAAGAGCUUCUCAAGAUGCACACAGCGCGGGUGCGAGACAUCGAGCAUCUCACCAGCCUGGACUUCUUCCGCAAGACCAGCCGCAGCUACCCGGAAAUUCUGACCCUAAAGACGUACCUGCAGACGUAUGAGAGCGAGAUCUAG